Molecule: messenger RNA, 837 nt
Organism: Fonsecaea pedrosoi CBS 271.37
Lineage: Eukaryota; Fungi; Ascomycota; Eurotiomycetes; Chaetothyriales; Herpotrichiellaceae
Exons: 5
Coding region: 1-837 (278 amino acids)
Molecular function (GO): oxidoreductase activity
Source: RefSeq, a predicted model, not a curated record
AUGGAUAUCUCGGAUCCAAGUACAAGACUACCCAAAGUCCAAGGUGCCACCAUUACUUAUCUUGCUCCUCUGGAGCUCUACAAAAACCAGAAGCCAUAUUUCAGCCAGCUACCCUGCGGAACCCCGCUAGCGCGUACUAACCUCGUUGAAAGCGACCACCUUGUCGACAUACGUGAUAUUAGUGGCAGAGAAGACAUAUUUGAACUCGAUGAGACAGGCUUCCAAUUCAUGCACCUUCCGACAAACAUAUCAGACUGGAUGGACGAAAGUGUACAAUCAGAAUAUCUCCCAGCCAUAUCGGCAUGGCUGAAGGAAUAUUUCAAGUGCCAGAAGGUCUUCAUCUACAAUUACAAUCUUCGAACCAACGACACGACAAAAUCAGGGGAUGGCACAUGGAGGAGUCCCAUAUUCCGAGUCCACUGCGACAACACUCCCGAGUCCUGCGCAAAACGCCUAGAAUUCCAAUUCCCAGCUGAAGCGGCCGCAAUCAGAAGUGGUCGUUACCGUUACGUAGACAUCUGGCGCUGUGUCGCCGGGGCAAACGUUGACGCUCCCCUCGCAGUCUGCGACUACCGCAGUAUAACACCAGGAGACCUGCACAGAAUCGACAUAGUCUACCCACAUUUCAGCGAGGAAGGGUUUGAAGUAACGUAUAACCCUGCGCACCGGUGGUACUGCAAGAAGGGAAUGUCGAAGGAUGAUAUCGUGUUGUUUAAGAUCGAUGAUAACUUGGAGGGCGUGGCUAGGUUUGCGCCGCAUACGGCUUUUAUCGAUCCGUCGGUUUCGGGGAAUACUAAGAGGGCAAGUAUUGAGGUUAGGGCUAUCAUUUGUGGGUAG